Molecule: messenger RNA, 8567 nt
Organism: Colossoma macropomum (tambaqui)
Lineage: Eukaryota; Metazoa; Chordata; Actinopteri; Characiformes; Serrasalmidae
Gene: ankhd1
Product: ankyrin repeat and KH domain containing 1
Exons: 34
Coding region: 168-8027 (2619 amino acids)
Biological process (GO): innate immune response
Cellular component (GO): cytoplasm
Molecular function (GO): RNA binding; protein binding
Source: RefSeq, a predicted model, not a curated record
UAGGUUGUUAGAAAGUUAAUGGCUUGGGGGAAAGAGAAUCUCUUCUCGCUUCAGGAGAGUUUGAGGAUUUUUCUGAAGUAAAACGUGAUAAUUUUGUAACAAUACAACCCCAAAGAAGGCGAAGGGACAACGUUACCUUCACGAAUAAACAUCUUAUUUAGGAAAGUAUGCAGGAUGCUGUAGCCGGGACGGCAAUGCGGACGGACGGCUUCGAGGACGAGAUUGACUCGGUGACUCCGCGCUCCCCUGCGCUGGGGAUGGGGGUUGGAGCCACACCAGGAGCCGGACUCGGAGGCCUCGGCUUAGGCGUCGGUGGCAAAAAGGUCCGGCUAUUUGGCGAGGCUGGCGGGCCCGCUGCAGAUAGACUUGACUUCAAACUCACAGCAGCCGCGGUCCUCUCCUCGGGCCCCGGAUCCGGCAGCGACGAGGAUGAGGUCUCCGAGGUGGAGUCCUUCAUCCUAGACCAGGAGGACCUGGAUAACCCUGUGCUAAAGACCGCGUCAGAGCUGCUUUUGUCCAGCGCGGCAGACGGAGCUGACCUCAGAACAGUAGAUCCAGAAACACAGGCCCGGUUGGAGGCGUUACUAGAAGCAGCAGGCAUUGGUAAACUCUCCACUGCCGAUGGCAAAGCCUUCGCAGAUCCCGAGGUGCUCCGCCGCCUGACGUCAUCAGUGAGCUGUGCGCUAGACGAGGCCGCCGCCGCCCUCACCCGCAUGAGGGCAGAAAACACACUCAACGCCAGCCAGGCAGACAACCGUAGUCUGGCUGAGGCCUGCUCCGAUGGAGAUGUGAACGCGGUGAGGAAGCUGCUGGACGAGGGCCGCAGCGUCAAUGAGCACACAGAAGAGGGAGAGAGCUUGCUGUGUCUGGCCUGCUCCGCUGGAUACUAUGAACUCGCACAGGUCUUGCUGGCCAUGCAUGCUAAUGUAGAAGACAGAGGCAUCAAAGGAGACAUCACGCCGCUCAUGGCUGCUGCCAGCGGGGGUUAUGUAGACAUCGUCAGACUGCUCCUGAUGCAUGGAGCGGACGUUAACGCACAGUCCUCUACAGGUAACACUGCGCUCACAUAUGCAUGUGCGGGAGGCUUCCUAGACGUGGUCAAAGUUCUCCUGAAGGAGGGAGCCAACAUUGAGGAUCAUAAUGAGAAUGGCCACACACCUCUGAUGGAGGCAGCUAGCGCGGGCCAUGUGGAGGUAGCACGUGUCCUCCUGGAGUAUGGCGCUGGGAUCAACACACACUCCAAUGAGUUUAAAGAAAGUGCACUCACGCUGGCCUGCUAUAAAGGGCACUUGGACAUGGUGAGGUUUCUCUUGGAGGCAGGGGCUGACCAGGAGCACAAGACAGACGAGAUGCACACAGCCCUUAUGGAAGCCUGCAUGGACGGUCAUGUAGAGGUGGCACGGUUACUAUUGGACAGCGGUGCGCAGGUGAACAUGCCAGCAGAUUCGUUUGAAUCUCCACUAACACUGGCAGCUUGUGGAGGACAUGUAGAGCUGGCAGCUUUGCUGAUUGAGAGAGGGGCCAACCUGGAGGAGGUCAAUGAUGAGGGCUACACUCCUCUCAUGGAGGCUGCACGCGAAGGCCAUGAGGAGAUGGUAGCUCUGCUUCUUGCACAAGGCGCCAACAUCAAUGCUCAGACAGAGGAGACGCAGGAGACUGCCCUGACUCUGGCCUGCUGUGGUGGCUUCUUGGAGGUGGCGGAUUUCCUCAUCAAAGCUGGAGCGGACAUUGAGCUUGGCUGCUCCACUCCUCUCAUGGAGGCCGCACAGGAGGGGCAUCUGGAGCUGGUCAAGUACCUGCUUGCUGCUGGAGCUAACGUCCAUGCCACCACAGCCACGGGGGACACAGCCUUGACGUAUGCCUGUGAAAACGGACAUACAGAUGUGGCUGAUGUGCUGCUUCAGACAGGGGCUGACCUGGAACAUGAGUCAGAAGGUGGAAGGACGCCACUGAUGAAAGCAGCCAGAGCAGGACACCUCUGCACUGUACAGUUCUUAAUCAGUAAAGGUGCUAAUGUGAACAGAGCUACGGCCAACAACGAUCACACUGUGGUGUCUCUGGCCUGUGCCGGAGGCCACCUGGCCGUGGUGGAGCUGCUGCUGGCUCAUGGUGCAGACCCCACUCACAGACUGAAGGAUGGCUCCACAAUGCUGAUUGAAGCUGCUAAGGGUGGUCACACGAACGUAGUGUCUUACCUGCUAGACUACCCAAACAACAUUUUGUCGGUCCCUGCACCAGACCUGUCCCAGCUCACGCCCCCCUCCCACGACACAUCGCAGGCUCCUAGAGUCCCAUUCCAAGCCCUAGCCAUGGUCGUACCCCCUCAGGAGCCAGACAGAGUGCCCUCCACUAUUGCCACGCCACCGCCGGUCACAAACAAAGGUAUGUCCAAGCAGAGGCUGAGCUCUCUGCAGGGCAACACGGUGGCUACAGGGGGGCUGGAUGCUGACCUGCUGCCACCCUUUCACCCUUACCAGCCGCUGGAGUGCAUUGUGGAGGAGACAGAAGGAAAGCUGAACGAGCUUGGCCAGCGCAUCAGCGCAAUCGAGAAAGCCCAGCUGCAGUCACUAGAGCUGAUCCAGGGCGAGCCGCUCACCAAAGACAAGAUUGAGGAGCUGAAGAAGAGCCGCGAGGAGCAGGUACAGAAGAAGAAAAAGAUCUUGAAGGAGUUGCAGAAGGUGGAGCGGCAGCUGCAGCUCAAGACGCAGCAGCAGUUCACCAAAGAGUACAUGGAGGCUAAGGGGAUCAAGGAGGAGCCGGGCCAGGCGGCAGGGGUGGAGGCGCCCGGCACCCCCCUGCCACUCCAGGCCACGCAGCUGGGCUCCAGCACUGACGGCGAGGGUAACCACGAUGAGGAGGACCACCAACCUGCCCCCGCGGAUGACGAAGAGGAGGACGAUGAUGAAGAUGAUGAGGAUGAGGAUGAAGAAGAUAGAGACUACACAGAGUUGCCACAGGUGGACACCAUUCUGUAUCGAGAGUCAGCACAGCUACCGCCUCCGCCACCUCCUCAGCCACAUGGCUUGCAGGGCCCCACGCCUCCCCCUUUGCAGACCAGCUUCGUUCCCAUUCAGCCCCUGGCAGCACAGCAGUCCACAGACUUCGGCAGUGCCGAGUACCCAGGCAGCAGCAGCCCGGAUCUGCAGAGGGUCAUGUUGGGCCAGCCGCUGUCAGGCCUGGGGCCCGGUCUCCUUGCACAGGCGCCUGAUGGCCUCAUGGUGGCCACUCCCGCACAGACGCUUACAGACACGCUGGAUGACAUCAUGGCAGCAGUGAGCAGCAGAGUGCCUAUGUUAAACACUACGACCUCACCUAUACCUCAGCCCACAACACAGACGCCCAUCAACACUGUCACUCCACCCUCCAUGCUCCCGCUCUACCCGUCCGUAGACAUCGAUGCACACACGGAGAGCAAUCAUGACACUGCUCUGACUCUGGCAUGCGCAGGCGGCCAUGAGGAGCUGGUGUCAGUGCUCAUUGCGCGCGGGGCCAACAUCGAGCACCGGGACAAGAAAGGAUUCACUCCUCUGAUCCUGGCUGCUACUGCGGGUCAUGUUGGCGUUGUUGAGAUCCUCCUGGACAAAGGAGGAGACAUCGAGGCUCAGUCCGAGAGGACCAAAGACACACCUCUCUCCCUGGCCUGCUCGGGUGGCAGGCAAGAGGUGGUGGAACUAUUGCUGCUCCGUGGCGCUAACAAGGAGCACCGUAACGUGUCUGACUAUACCCCACUUAGCCUAGCCGCCUCAGGAGGCUACGUCAAUAUAAUCAAGAUCCUCCUCAACGCUGGAGCUGAGAUUAACUCUAGGACGGGCAGCAAGCUGGGAAUCUCUCCUCUAAUGCUGGCGGCCAUGAACGGCCAUGUACCUGCAGUGAAGUUGCUGCUGGACAUGGGCUCUGACAUCAAUGCUCAGAUUGAGACCAAUCGCAACACAGCGCUAACGCUGGCCUGCUUCCAGGGCAGGGCCGAAGUGGUCAGCUUGCUGUUGGACCGCAAGGCUAAUGUAGAGCACCGUGCCAAGACGGGGCUCACCCCUCUUAUGGAAGCUGCGUCCGGUGGCUAUGCUGAGGUGGGCCGCGUGCUGCUGGAUAAAGGUGCAGAUGUCAAUGCCCCUCCUGUCCCCUCAUCCCGUGACACUGCCUUGACCAUCGCUGCAGACAAGGGCCACUACAAGUUUUGUGAGCUCCUCAUUAAUAGAGGGGCUCACAUCGACGUACGUAAUAAGAAGGGGAACACUCCUCUGUGGCUGGCUGCAAAUGGGGGCCAUUUUGAUGUAGUGCAGCUUCUAGUGCAAGCCGGAGCUGAUGUGGAUGCAGCGGACAACCGUAAGAUAACGCCUCUCAUGGCAGCAUUCCGUAAGGGACAUGUGAAAGUGGUCCAGUACUUGGUGAAGGAGGUUAAUCAGUUCCCCUCUGAUAUUGAGUGCAUGAGAUACAUUGCCACCAUCACAGACAAGGAGGUGCUGAAGAAGUGUCAUCAGUGCAUGGAGACCAUUGUCAAAGCCAAAGACCAGCAGGCUGCUGAGGCUAACAAGAAUGCCAGCAUUCUGCUCAAGGAACUUGAUCUUGAAAAGUCCCGUGAAGAAAGUAAAAAACAAGCUCUGGCGGCAAAGAGAGAGAAGCGCAAAGAGAAGCGCAAGAAAAAGAAGGAGGAGCAGAAGAAGAAGCUAGAAGAAGAGGCAAAAGUGAAGGAUGUGUUUUCUGAGACACAGGACCAGAAAGAGGACUCUGCUGAAGAGGUGGACGUCCCCAUUGAGCCCCCUAGCGCCACUACUACCACCACCAUUGGCAUCUCUGCAACCUCCACCACCUUCACCAAUGCCUUUGGCAAGAAGCGCGCCAAUGUGGCCACCACACCUAGUACCAACCGCAAGAAUAAAAAGAACAAGACCAGGGACUCACCCAGUGAGCCCAUCAUCCUACAGGAUCCUCAGGUGGCAUUGGCUCAGCAGAAGGCCGACAAAAACAAGAUCCAUGGGGAACCUCGAGGCGGUGGGGCACCGGGGGGCACCAGUGACUCGGACAACCUGGACAGCACUGAUUGCAACAGUGAGAGCAGCAAUGGCAGUAAAAGCCAGGAGCUGGCUGACCUGCCCUCCUCAUCGUCCUCCUCAUCGUCCUCCUCGGCACCUACAAGUUCCAGCCAACCUCAACCUUUGACUGAAAAGAGGCAGGGUCUAUCGCUGUCCACCUCUCGGGAGGAGAAAGUCACCGUGUCCAUCUCUAAACCACAACAGAAAGCUCAUGAGGUCAUUAGUGACCUGCCUUCCAAUUCCCUGCCCUCUUCACUCAAGACCAUUUCACUGCCAGUCACCUCACCCAACAGCAAAAUGAACCUCACCAGCCCCAAGAGGGGCCAGAAGAGAGAGGAGGGAUGGAAAGAGGUUGUCCGGAGGUCAAAGAAGCUCUCAGUCCCAGCCUCUGUGGUGUCUCGGAUCAUGGGCCGAGGUGGCUGCAAUAUUACAGCCAUUCAGGACGUGACAGGUGCACACAUAGAUGUUGACAAACAGAAGGACAAGAAUGGCGAGAGAAUGAUCACUAUCAGAGGUGGCACGGAAUCCACACGGCACGCUGUUCAGUUGAUCAAUGCGCUAAUUCAGGACCCUGCCAAAGAGCUGGAAGACCUGAUUCCUCGGAACCACAUUCGUCAGCCUGGCACCAACACCAAAAUUGGCUCCACCUACACCACUUCCACAGGAGCCACCAGCACCACUGCAGCCACUUCAAAAGGCUUGCCGUCAGUUGUGCCCUCCUCCAGCGUGUCCUUCCAGUCCUCCUCCAACUCUACUGCUCAGCAGGCUGGCAAAAUGGGCAAAAACAUGGCACCUGGUGUCAGACCUCCUUUCGUCUCUUUGCCUCCACUGGCCUACACGCACCCCCAGCUGGCCCUGUUGGCAGCUCAGACCAUGCACCAGAUCCGUCACCCCCGUCUGCCCAUGGCACAGUUCGGCGGCACCUUCUCGCCCUCACCCAACACUUGGGGCCCAUUCCCUGUACGUCCUGUAAGCCCUGGCAGUGCUAACAGCUCACCCAAACACACUGGCAGUGCUGCCCCACGACCUUCUAACUCUGCCCCUGCUACCACCGAGCACGCUACUCCAGCGUCUACUGCUACUGUCGCCCCUGGCUCCACUGCCUCACCCACCAACACUGCACCCUCCAACACACCCACACCCACCUCAGUCAGGAAACAGCUUUUCUCUGCUGACCCCAAGUCUGGUGUUGCACCUGCCGUUGCCACCACAGCUAGUAGUUCUUCUACUGCACAGGCCCCACCUGUUCCCAUCAGCUGUGCUCCCACCACUUCCACGACCCCUCCACCUCCGCCUGCCCCAAUUGCCCCACCUUCACAGCAUCCCCCAGCCCCCAAGCCAGAGCCUGCUGCUGCUGGCACGCCCGCUAAAGAGAAGCCGGCAGACCUGGCAGUUCCUGUUUCUGGUGCUGCUUGUGAGGGCCCCAGCCCCUUGGCUCCCUUGCACUUCCCUGCAUCUCCAUCGGCACAGCCUUCGCUGCCCAUGCAGCCAGAUAGUAGACCGCAGCUGCCCCUGCCCUUCACCUCCAGCACAGAGCCUAGCUCCUCCUCCACAGCCCAGCCCAGCACCACUCUACCGGUCUCUCGUUCGGCGCCACCAACCUGCAGCAGCACCCUCACCAACACCAGCAGCACCUUACCUCACUACACCACGCCAGCUGCACCUGGGGUGUCACCCCGAAUGCCGCCUCCAGCUCCCUACUACGCCAUGGCACCUGGAGCCCCUUUGCCGGAGCAGUCUGUGUUUGUGCCUCCAGGCACAACACAGGAACCUCUCAAGCAGCAGCAACAGCAGCAGCAGCCUCCUCAACCCAGUCUGGCUGCUGCCAGCAUGCCACCCCCCUCCCUGCAGAUGUCCUCAACGAUGGGCAUGAUGAAUGGCUCCCAGUUGCCUCUCCACGGUGGGAAAGCUCAGCUGCCUCCAAAUUUUGGCCCUGCAGCUCUUUUCAAUCACUUCAGCAGCAUCUUUGACAGCAACCAGGUGGGCAACAACCAGGUGUGGGGGGCAUGUCAUCUUCCCACACGCACUCCACAGGAACAGCCCUACAGUGCACCACCUGCCUACAUGGGAGGGAUGGGACAGAUGGAGAGCAACAUGCCCCCUCCUGAUGGCUCAAAGGCACCAGGGUAUCGCUGCCCCUCCCAAAGAAUAGUGUCUAGCCCCAUCGGAAUGCACCCAAUGGAUCCCAUAGGCAAUUCCAUCUCUUCUUCUACCGCGCUCACCAGCUUUGCCACAAGCAUGUCAGCCAGCCCUGUGUUCCUGCAGGGUCCGGCUCCUGUCGGAACGCCCUCUUUCAGCCGUCAGCACUUCUCCCCUCAUCCUUGGAGCGCCUCUACAUCUUGUGAGUCUCCGGUGCCGUCUGUGUCAUCUGGAGCAUCCUCCCCUCUGUGCACAUCCACCGUGACCCCUGCCCUGAUCCAGGCCAAGCCCAGCAGCUCCAGCCAGCAGGAUCGUAAAGUGCCCCCGCCCAUUGGCACUGAGCGCCUGGCUCGCAUCCGGCAGACAGGCUCCGUCAACCACACCAUGCUGCCCACCAGUUACACGCCGCCGGUCGGGCAGGGUGGCAUCUGGUCUUUCGGAGUGGGCAGUGCCUCUGAGGCGAUGUCAGGCUGGUCUCAACCCCUGAUGGGAGGGCCUAUGAUGCACCAGCAGCUGCAAGAGCAGUCAGCCUUCUCCCAGCAUCAGGCUAUGGAGCGAGAUGACACCGGAAUUGUAGCUCCUUCUAACACCUUCCACCAGCCCAUGCCCACUAACUUCAUGGAUUUCCCUAAGGGGUUACCGAUGUCAAUGUAUGGUGGCACAAUGAUCCCUCCUCACCCUCAGAUGGCUGAGGGUCCUGGAGGCCCCAUGUACAACGGACUCCACACCACUGACCCUGCCUGGAACCCCAUCCUGAAAGUCGUCCCCAGCUCGGCUGAGAAUUCAGACCCACAGCAGGUCUGGCCUGGGACUUGGGCCCCGCACGUGGGAAAUGUGCAUCUGAAUCAUGUCAACUAAACACACACCUAGAGACUGAGAGGCAUAGGAGCAGUAACAAGAAAUACACGUUAAAGAACAAGAUAAUUACAUAAUUACCAAAAUGUUAACCUAGGAGUGUCCCCUUAAAAAAAAAAGUAUAAAAAAAGUUAUGAAAUUCGAGAGACGGACACCUUUGAUGUGCCUAACUAAAAAGAAAGAAUCCAGUGUGGGCUUUAACGUGUUUACCACUGUCUAUGAACAAAUCGAUUGCCUGUGCAACAGGAUACAUUCUCUGAGUAGUAUAGCCAUUUUGACAUUUAAGCCCCACAUAAAGUGUUCUUGGUCUGCAGGGCUCAAUAGGACAGUGCGCUAUUUAUACUCGGCCAAGAACUAGAUGAUUACAUAAAGAGAGAAAUCAGACCUUUUAGAGUGGUAAAUACAUGUAUAAUUGUUUACAUACUGAAAAAGGGUUAAAAUGAGAGUAAAUUUCAUGUCGUAUAGUGGCUCUACUUUAUGUAGCCUGUAUUAAUGUGAAAUAUUUACCUUAAUAUUCAAUAAAAAGUUGGAAAUGUAUCCAAA